AUGGUAACUAGCCACCCUUGCGUAUCAGCGGACCCCUUCCAGAAGACUAACACCUUUCAUAACAGUCUUCGGAUUCGAAAAAACGCCUAGCCCUCGCUAUAAUCGACUUCCUUUCUACCUCCACAAAAGACGGGACCGUCUCCGAGGAUGACAAGGAAUCAAUCGAAGUAGCCCAGCAAUGCAUAGCGGACGCCUUCAAGGUGGACCCAACUGACAGGGUCGCCAUGAUCGAUGCCCUAGCCGGCCAAACGCUCCAAAGCAUCUACGGCGUUUUCGAAAAAAUGAAACAGAAGAACACCCCUGCUAAGCCGGCUUCUCCACCAAUCAAGCCAACCAGUACGCCAUCCGGCCCUUCAAAUGCAGAGAAGGCGGAAGCAGAGUCCCUCAAGGGUAAAGGUAACGCAGCGAUGGCGAAAAAGGACUACCAGUCCGCGAUAGAUUACUAUACCCAGGCCUUGAGAAUUGUCCCAAAUAAUCCUAUCUACCUGUCCAACCGUGCCGCGGCGUACUCCUCAACAUCGCAGUACGAGAAGGCGAUUCAGGACGCUCAGGUAGCCGUGGACACCGACCCUUCCUACGCCAAAGCCUGGAGCAGACUCGGUCACGCCAGAUUCGCAAAGGGAGAUGCGAGGGGUGCGAUGGAAGCUUACAAGGCUGGCAUCGAAGCCGAAGGCAACGGCGGUAGUCAAAUCACCCGCAACGGAUACGAGACUGCAAAGAAGAAGCUUGAGGAGGAGAUUAUCGCCGAAGCCGAUAACAUUGAUGCCCCACCUGUACCCAGCCCUCCCCCGGGUGAAGGGGCGGGCGGAAUGCCAGAUUUGUCCAGUCUAGCGGGGAUGCUUGGUGGCGCUGGCGGGCGGGGUGGUGGAAUGCCGGAUCUAAGCUCCAUUAUGAGCAAUCCGAUGGUUGCGCAGAUGGCCCAAAACUUCAUGAACAACCCUGCGAUCAUGCAGAACAUGAUGAGCAACCCCCUCAUGAGGGAGAUGCUGGACUCUGUCGGGGGCGAUGAUGGAGAAGGCCCUGGUGCGGGAGGUCGCAGUAUGCCAGAUCUGAGUAGCUUGAUGGCCGAUCCUAGUAUAGCUGAGAUGUGAGUAUCUUGAAAGGAGUCAAAAGGAAAGAGCAAGCCUAAUAAUCACAAUGUAGGGCCAAGAACCUAAUGGGCGGUCCUGGUGGAGGCGGCGGCGGCGCUGGGGGGAGCGGAAACGCGUGAUUGCUUGGGUUUUCGCUCCUUUCAUCUAGUCUCUUUUACAUCACUCGGAUAUCUCCUUUCCUCAAUUCAGAGCUCUGUAGUAUGAUACAGUAAUGAUUGAAUAAACGAUAUUUUCACUUACCUU
Molecule: messenger RNA, 1334 nt
Organism: Tuber aestivum (summer truffle)
Lineage: Eukaryota; Fungi; Ascomycota; Pezizomycetes; Pezizales; Tuberaceae
Source: the annotation of a GenBank genome assembly